AUGCCUGCUUGGCAGACCUUCUGGCCCGCCCGCCUGCUAGCACCAUGCCUGCUUGGAAGACCUUCUGGCCCGCCCGCCUGCCUGCACCAGGCCUGCUUGGCAGACCUUCUGGCCCGCCUGCCUGCCUGCUUAGCUGACCUUCUGGCCUGCCCGCACCGGGCAUGCUUGGCAGACCAUCUGGCUUGCCCGCCUGCCCGCACCUGCUUGGCAGACCUUCUGGCCCGCCCGCCUGCCUGCACCGGGCCUGCAACCUUCCAGCCCGCCUGCCUGCCCGCAGUACCGGGCCUGCUUUUCUGUCCAGGCCUUGCGACAUUCCCAGUGUUCCUAGCAAGCAGGGGUCAUGUGGACGCCAGCACCCAGUGGGAUCAAGAUUUAUUGUGUCAGAUGGCAGGACCUAUAGCCCCUGACGAUCCUUGGCUCCUUCGGCACGCCCGAGAGAGGUACCUGGAGCCUCCAAGCAAAGAACCCUACAACCUGGAACUCCUCAAUGGGAAAAACAGCUCCAUGGGCUAUAACAUCUACAGGAUCUCGGCAAUCAGUUGGUUGUACCUGGAUACAACCAUUCGACACCUGUUCAAGGACGAGCCUCCGGGGUUCUUCGUCGAGGCUGGCGCCCUUGACGGGGAGUAUAUCUCGAACUCCUUGCAGUUGGAGCUCGAGAAGGGCUGGAAGGGUCUCCUGGUGGAGGUCGACGAAGAGAUGUACGCGCGCCUCAGGAAGAAGAAUAGAAAAGCGUGGACGUCUAGUGCUUGUCUCGCCACAAAGCCUUACCCACACCAAGCAACGCUGGUGAAAUUCGUCAACCACGAAGCCUUAACGAAAGACGUGGACAGCUUGACUAUGAGAGGAUACAAUGCCCUCACAGACGCCAAGGAUCUGAAGGAGAGGAUGGGGCACGGAUUCCCCACCUACCAGACAUCUCAGUGCCUGCCCCUGCAGACUCUUCUUCUGUCAAUCAAUGCCACAAACGUCACCAUGAUAUCCCUGGAUGUGGAAGAGAUGGAAAGAGACGUCCUCAGUUCCUUCUACGAUUCGAAAGUCCUGGUGACGGUGGAUGUGUGGAUUGUGGAACACAGACAUCCUGAAGUGGAGCUACUUCAGGCGGACCGUCCGGACUUCGACUUUAUAUACUGGUUUCUGUCAAAAGGUUACAGUCUCUACACGAUGGGACUUCAUACACCGAUAGACUACAUCUUCAUUCGCAAUGACUCGGGAAUCCACACGAGAGCGUUCGCUGCAAGACCACCUGAAUACACGAUCAAUCUUGACGACUAUCUCCCUAGAAGGAUUUCCUGAAGAGGAUUCCUGCAGGAGGAGGAGGAGGAGGAGGAGGAGGAGGAGGAGGAGGAGGACUGGUUGAUCUAGAACCUUUAGUCUGAAGUCUCUCAUUACACAGGUAUAAGAGCUCCUUGGCAAGUUAAU
Messenger RNA from Macrobrachium nipponense, 1422 nucleotides. RefSeq lists its product as uncharacterized. The record is from RefSeq and is a predicted model, not a curated record. Bases 1 to 1296 code for a protein of 431 amino acids. NCBI's taxonomy places the organism in Eukaryota, Metazoa, Arthropoda, Malacostraca, Decapoda, Palaemonidae. The transcript has 6 exons.